Chelonus insularis is the source of this 3798-nucleotide messenger RNA. It is a transcript of the gene Su(Tpl), whose product is annotated as Suppressor of Triplolethal. The record is from RefSeq and is a predicted model, not a curated record. The transcript is spliced from 9 exons. Gene Ontology annotation, cellular component: transcription elongation factor complex. Bases 1841 to 3643 code for a protein of 600 amino acids. Gene Ontology annotation, molecular function: cis-regulatory region sequence-specific DNA binding. Lineage: Eukaryota; Metazoa; Arthropoda; Insecta; Hymenoptera; Braconidae. Gene Ontology annotation, biological process: snRNA transcription by RNA polymerase II; transcription elongation by RNA polymerase II; positive regulation of transcription elongation by RNA polymerase II.
AAAAAAAAAACAUGAUAACGACAUUGAUCUCGCGAAGCAAAAGUACAUAUGUAGUAAUCAGAACGAUCGUAUUCCUCAUAAUAUUUGAUAUCUAAUUUAGGUUCUCGGAAUACCAACACGUUCGUCACACAUAUGCGCGAUGAUUAAGUGUAGUCAAGUGGUGGGGAGGUAUUGCCUUGAAAUCAUGUGACCAGCACGAACGGGUAUAAAAGUCGCAUGAAUCGUAUGUUUAGUAGCCACUCCAACAGUUGGCUCCAACGUAAAAUGGAUACUGGCGUUAAUAAAAACAAGUUAACGCAUAUACAAAUCAAGGAAGCUAAAUUUCUGCCCAGGGAUUUAGUGAUUAAAAUACCAGACAAAACAAGAAGCCGAACUGGGUGAAGGGAGCAGAGCAGGGGAAACGAGACAGACAAGGACAUCCGUGUACUCACAUAUAAAUUUAAAUACAUAUGUAUACAUAGGCGUGCGCAAUUCUUUUUAAAUGAAACACAAGAUAACCUUUGAGUUGGUAUAAUAUUAAUGAUAAUCAUUUUAUUAUCAUCUAGAAUUUAUUUUAAUUAAAACCCAAUGACUUUAAUUCUUCAUUAAAUAAACUCUGUUUUAGAGGUUAUGUUUUUUUUGUUAUAUUGAAAAAAAUAGCCAUCAAUUGUUGACAGACAAAGAAGAAUUAAUUGUAAACAAUUUCAGAAUGUUAAAAAAAAUUUACAUAGUACAGGAAAGUAUAGGGAAAUCGUAUGUAUAACCUUCAAAAAAUUAAAUAGCAUUAAAAUCCGGUGGAUUUAUGAUUGAAAAAUUUUUUAUUGUCAUUCUAUAAUUAGAUAUACGUUAAAAUCACACGACUACUAGACUGUAAUGAUGCACUUAAUGCACAAAUGAUUGAAAAAAAAAAAAUAUGUAUGAGACAAGAAAAAAAGUAUCAACGUUUUACUUGACCAUCUUAAUUUAGAAACAAACCCAGAGCCGUGUCGAAAAUGACACCAAGCUACGACCUCGUUUUUCGUGGGCAUAUUGAGUGAGCAACACAACUUAAGUAAUACUCUCUUGGUGUAGACAUACUUCUGGUGUCAUACGGAAGCUAAAGAAUUCCCACCCACAGGAAUUAUUAUUCUAUUUUUAAUCCUACUGAUUUCAUAACACCCCUUUUUUUCCUUUCCAUUAUACCCAAAGAGUUUGAUUAUUAUUAUUAUUAUUUAAUUACCAAAUAUUAUUCUGACAAAUACAAACCUAACCUCUAAUGACUUAUCAUUUAUGGUAUUUAUCAAAUAAUAAUAGACCUAUCAGCUAUUUUUAAUCAACCUAAAUACCAAUUUAUUAUUAAUUAAGUCUCAAAUAAUAAAAUGACAGUAAAUAUUUAAUAAAGAUAGCAAGUAUAUAAAAAAAAUGAGUUUUAAAGAAUAAUGUGAAUUGGUGUUCUCAGAAUCGAAUUAUAAUAUCGAUUAUAUUACAGCUGAGUAAUUAAUUCGAUAACAAUCGAUAUAUCGAUAGCAAUAACCCUAGCGUCGUUAUCGAAAUAUUAUGCUAAUUCUAACCUAUAAAAUAUCACAAUACUUUGUAUGUUUUUAAUGUUGGAUUAAAAUAUCCACUUCGAUAAUAAAAAAUGUGAUAAUAAAAUAAAAAAGAAUGAAAGAAGAAGAUAGGACAAUAUCAAAAAUAAAUAAAAGCAGCCAAACGAGUUUUUCUGCAUCUUUCAUUUCCAUCAACACAAUCCAACCAUGGAUCUGUUCGCUUUACCUUCAGUCUAUCGAGCAAUCAAGAUAUUGAAGGCCCUCAGGGUGCUUUUGAAUGUAUUCAACAAACCAGUCCAAAUAAUUUGGAGAGUCUCGGAACGCUGCCAUGUAAAAUGCGAAUCCAAGCAAAUGACGAUGUCUAUGAAACGACACGACAUCGUAUGGCAGUGGCUGAGGAAAAUAAUAAAAAUAAAUGUACUAGGGUGAUAAAACCAAAUGGUCCUGAUAUUGGGAGAAAAGUGAAGGUGAAAACAACAACAAAAUCAUUACCACCUCCAGCAAAUAUUAGGCAUCGUGAAUCGAUCAUUCCAAAUUCUACCAAUAAAUCAAUGAGAGUUAAUUCUUCUUUACCAUCAUUAUCAACAUCAUCAAGCAAUCAAGUACCAAUUCCAACACCACCAACAUCAGUAGUAUCAUCUAUUAAAUCACACAAGCCUGUUACAACGAACAAUAAUCCUCCAGCUCGACAACAAUCUGACAAAAAGAUGUCUGAGUUGAUGCGAAGGCCACUCAAGGAAAGACUCAUACACGUACUAGCCUUGAGGCCUUACAAGAAGCCGGAAUUGUAUGAUCGUAUUGUUAAAGAGGGUAUCAAGGAACGUGAACGUUCUACAUUGACGUCAGUUAUAAGACAAGUGGCUUACAUGCGUGACAACACGUAUCAUCUGCAUAGGCACGUGUGGAAUGACGUACAUGAGGAUUGGCCAUUUUAUACAGAGCAAGAUAAAGCGAUGUUGAAGAGACGUAAGCCCCAAAAUUUAACUCCUCCAGGUUCUAGUGAUGGCUCAAGUGGUAGUGGACAAUCACCGAAUUCGAAUCACCCAGGAUCACCAACAGCAAUUACAGCUCCACCGCCAAAUUUAAAUUACAAAAGACCAGGAUAUUAUGAAGGAAGUGAUGGAUUUCAGACAAAACGACCGCGAAUAUCACAUUACCGUAAACCAGAGGCUAAUUCUCGGACAGAAGGAAAUAAUAAUCCAUCAAGUGUUAUUAGUGGAAAUGAGGCAAACAAUUGGGUUGAUCAACGGCAAAAUUGUGAUCGGGUUGAUUAUGGAUUGGCUGAAAGAACGACUAAUAGUGAAGUGAUAAGAGGCAACGUAAAACCGUGUUUAACACCAACAAGUGAUUGUGAAGAAGUCACUAGCAAUCGUUAUGCUGUUAAUUGGCCGUCUAAUCAACAAAUUAGUAACAACAAUAACCAUAAUUCUAGUGUUUCUAAUAAUAAUAAUAAUACUAAUGGUAAUGAUAAAGUGUCAGGAAGGAGUGAAAGUGCGAAUUUGGAUUAUAUCAAUCGUGGAGUGAAUAAUGAAAAUGGAAGGAGAAAUCGAGAGGAACGUCGAGAUAGGGAACGAGAUCGAGAACAAAAUAAUGUUAAUAAUAAUGUGAAUGAGUGUGAUUUCCCAAAUCUCGGUGCUUCCAAUUAUCCUGGUAAUCAUGGACAUGGUAAUGGAUCUCUUUCACUUCCUGAAGCUUCACCAGCUGUUCCAAGUGAUUCCAAACCUCCAGAAUAUCCUGACUACCUCACUCAAUACACAACAAUUAGCAGCAUUGAGCAAAGGAAACGAUAUAAGCAAGACUUUUAUAAUGAUUAUGAAGAAUAUCGAAGGCUGUAUGAAGAAGUUAACAAGGUUUCGAAACGGUUUGCUCAGCUACAGGAACAAAGAGAACGGGCACUUGAACUGAGAAAUUAUGAAAAUACUGAGGCACUUGAAAAACAAAUAUUGGCUGAAUAUAUAGCAACUAAAAGUGAUCCAGUUAAAAUGGAGGCUAAAAGACGUUACCAAUAUCUCCAUGAAAAGUUAGGAUACAUAAAAAGAUUAGUGUUUGAAUAUGACAAUCAAUAUUUUGCUGAUGGUGAUACAAAUAUAAAAAAUAACAACGGUAAAAGUGUUAAUGAGGGUGAUUUGCGAUACUGACAUAGACUUAAAUGGCCGUCGUCGCUCAAUCAUUAUUUACUUAUGAUCCAAGUUAUUAAUAAAAUCCAACAACAAAUUGUUAAUGUGGAGUUUAGACAUAUUAAAUAUGCAUUUGCUUAUAAAAAAAUAAUAAAUUUUAUCAAAUUAAUCAUAAA